UGUAUUUCGUGGUGUUAUCCACCGAUAUCUUUAACUUGUCAAGGACAAGAAAAUUAUAUAAAUACAAUAAAUGGUUUACUGAUAGGUACUAUUCUAAAGAAUAUCAACAUGAGUGGAAAACUUUUGAUCUUGGCUCUUUGCCUUUUGGCUACACAGGCUGAGCGCCCUUACCUUGGGUUGAAGCUGCCAUCAUUGUCUAGAUUAAUGGCAGAAACGAAGAUAGUCGGUGGCUCCGAAGCCAAAAAAGGAGAUUUCCCUCAUCAAGCCUCUCUCCAAUGGGGUAUACCACCAUUGGUAGCUUAUAAGCACUUUUGCGGUGGUUCUAUUCUAUCAAAUAAAUGGAUCCUCACUGCUGGACACUGUGUAAAAGCUGUUCCAUCAUAUGGAAGUUUUGUAGUAAAAGUCGGAAAACAUGCAAUAAUAGAAACUGAAAUUGGUGAACAAGUUUCUAUUGUUACUGCUACAUAUGUACAUCUAAACUACACUGGAGGAGUAGCACCGUAUGAUAUUGCCUUAUUAAAAUUAAAAACAGCUUUGGUAUUGAAUAAAGCAGUUUCUCCAAUUCAAUUGCCAAAACCAAAUGCUCUACCAACUGGAAAUACAAUUUUAUCUGGCUGGGGUUCAAUAUCUGGAAACUCAACAGCUGUAAUGCCUGCAAAGUUGCAAACAGCAAUUUUACCAAUUGUUUCAUUGAGUAUUUGUAAACAAGCUGUGGAAAAGUUGACAGGACCAUCUCCCCUACAUGAAACAAAUGUUUGCACUGGUCCUUUAACUGGUGGAUACUCUGCUUGCAAUGGAGAUUCUGGAGGUCCAUUAAUCAUAAAAAAUGGAAACAGAUCAGAAGUUGUUGGUGUCGUUUCUUGGGGUAUUAUUCCAUGUGGUUCAAAAGGAGCUCCUUCAGUAUAUACUCGUGUGUCUGCAUUCAUUGACUGGAUUCUCAUUACAAUGACUUACAAUAGCUAACAAUUGAACAAAAAGAGUUGAUUUAUUUUUGUAUUUAGUGAAAAAUGAAGUUUCAGUUACCAAUCAUAAAAAAAUCACUUAAAUAAAUUUGAAUUAACUAACA
Messenger RNA from Chelonus insularis, 1066 nucleotides. RefSeq names its product trypsin-like. Gene Ontology annotation, molecular function: serine-type endopeptidase activity. The transcript has 4 exons. Lineage: Eukaryota; Metazoa; Arthropoda; Insecta; Hymenoptera; Braconidae. The coding region runs from base 109 to 963 and encodes 284 amino acids. The record is from RefSeq and is a predicted model, not a curated record. Gene Ontology annotation, biological process: proteolysis.